GGGGCGGGCUCCGGGCUAUAAAGGGCGGCGGGGAGGAGCGGGGCGAGCCCGGAGCCGAACCGAGCGGAGCAGGACCGACCCCAGCCGCCAGCGACCCACCAUGGCCACCAGCGAGCCCACGCCGGCGCAGCCCAAGGCAGAGGAGCAGCAGAACAUCGGGACGCGCGUGGCCAACCUGCCCCUGGUGAGCUCAGCUUACGACAUGGUGUCCUCCGCCUACACCUGCACCAAGGAGAGCCACCCCUACGUGCGCUCCGUCUGCGAUGUGGCUGAGAAGGGCGUGAAGACGCUGACGGCGGCAGCGGUGAGCGGGGCCCAGCCCCUCCUCACCCGCCUGGAGCCCCAGAUUUCUUCUGCCAAUGAAUUCGCCUGCAAAGGGCUGGACAAGCUGGAGGAGAAGCUGCCCAUCCUGCAGCAGCCCCCCCAGAAGAUCAUCUCAGACACCAAACUGCUGGUGACCUCCACGGUGACGGGGGCCAGGGAUGUGCUGACCAGCACCGUGGCCGGGGCCAGAGAUGCAGUGUCCAACACCAUGGCCGGAGCCAGGGAUGCAGUGUCCAGCAGGAUGGCCGGAGCCAAAGAUGCAGUGUCCGGCACUGUGGCUGGGGCUAAAGAUGCAGUGUCCAGCACGGUGUCUGGGGCCAGGGAUGCAGUGUCCAGUACAGUGGCCGGAGCCAGGGAUGCAGUGUCCAGCACCGUGACCGGGGCCAAGGACGCGGUGACCAGCCGAGUGACCGGUGUGAUGGACAUGACCAAAGGAGCAGUGCAGGGUGGCGUGGAGAUGACCAGGUCAGCGGUCAGCAGCGGUGUCAGCACCGUGGGCCAGAUGGUGGCCAGCAGGGUGGACUCCAUGCUGGGCAAGUCGGAGGAGCUGGUGGACCAUUACCUGCCCUUGACAGACGGGGAGCUGGCCCAGCUGGCCACGGCCGUGGAGGGCUUUGAGCCGGAGCAGCAGCGGCAGCAGCAGAGCUACUUCGUGCGCCUGGGCUCCCUGUCCAGCAAGGUGCGGCAGCGAGCGCUCCAGCACUCCCUGAGCAAACUGCAGAGCGCCCGCCAGAGCUGCCAGGACCAGCUGGCCCAGCUCCAGCGCACCCUCGACCUGGUGGAGACCCUGAAGCAAGGCGUGGACCAGAAGCUGCAGGGAGGGCAGGAGAAGCUGCAGCAGCUGUGGCUGGAGUGGAGCAAGAAGCAGCCCGAUGGUGGCAAGGACCAGGUGCCACCGGAGGCGGUGGAGUCGGGCACGGUGAGCAUGCUGCAGGGCCUGAGCCAGCAGCUGCAGAGCUCCUGCCAGCCGCUGGUGUGCAGCCUGCAGGGCCUCCCCGCCGCCGUGCAGGACAAGGCGGGGCAGGUCCGGCACAACGUGGAGGGGCUGCGGGCGGCGCUGGGCUCGGUCCGCUCCCUGCAGGACGUGACGGGCCCCGUGCUGGCCCGGGCCCGCGACCACGCCGCCCAAGCCCGGCUGCUGAUGGACGAGCUGGUGGAACAAGUGGCCUUCAACACCCCCCUGACGUGGCUGGUGGGACCCUUCGCCCCCUCGGGCAAGCGCCCGGUGGAGCCGGAGGCGGAGUAGCGAUUCUGGGCUGCUUCCCUCCCCAAAAACCCUCGUUAGGAGUCUUUGCUACUACACACCCCUCACCUUGUGCCUGUCUCUGUGGGGACCCUCCUGCCUGCCCCAGCUCUGUCACUUGUCCCCUUGCUGGGGACCUGCAGUUGUGUGCCUUGGCUGCCCCAAGUGCCUCUUGGAGGUCCCCCGUGUCCUCGGUGCCUUCAGACUCUCACCCUUGUAGGGUCACAAGAGCACAAGAAGCAAUAAACUCUGGUUAGUUUUGCA
Messenger RNA from Zonotrichia leucophrys gambelii, 1831 nucleotides. RefSeq names its product perilipin-3-like. Gene Ontology annotation, biological process: lipid storage; positive regulation of triglyceride storage. Bases 101 to 1570 code for a protein of 489 amino acids. NCBI's taxonomy places the organism in Eukaryota, Metazoa, Chordata, Aves, Passeriformes, Passerellidae. The transcript is spliced from 8 exons. The record is from RefSeq and is a predicted model, not a curated record. Gene Ontology annotation, cellular component: cytosol; lipid droplet.